UUAACUUUGAAUGUUUUGUUUUUACAGAGCUGGGGGCUCACGUUGCCUAUUGCCCACUAUUUAUUUAUAUGUUGUAUUGUUGAAAGUAGGACAUACUGGUGUUUAACUAAAUUUCUUUUACAUCUGUUAUUGUGAAAUGCAAAUGUGUGAUGGACAAAUUUAUUUUAUUUUCAUGUCUGUACACAUUUGUUUUGUUUUCUUUAACAAUUUUGCUCUAUUUGACAAAUCCAAUAUGCAGAACCUAACUAAUGUUUCAGUCAAUGGCACUUCUAACAAAAGCCUUUCUGUGAUCAUUAAGGUGUGUGUGGUUGUCCCCUUGUUUUGUAUCUUCUCUUUCUGCAUUGUUGUUAUGCUGCACAUCUUUGCAUCUCACAGACAGUUCCUAGACACCUCCCGUUACAUCCUGUUUGCCUCCAUGCUCAUCAGUGAUACUUUACAUGUCAUGUUUUCUGUGCUUCUCUUUCUCUUGGUCAUGGCACAGGUUAAAAUUUCUCUUGGUCUAUGUUUUCCUCUGUUGUUCAUAACUUCUGCCACUUUUAAGAACACUCCCUUCAUCCUGGCUACCAUGUCACUGGAGCGUUACGUUGCCAUCUUCUAUCCCCUGCAGCGUCCGGUCGCCUGGUGCUCAGACCGGAUCUGGAUCAUUAUUCUGGUCUUGUGGCUCCUCAGCUCUAUGUUUCCCAUCAUUGAGUACUCUAUAGGGCAACAUUACCAUGCUGCAAAUACAUUUUCUACUCAUGUGCUUUGCCAACUUCCCACUGUCAACUCAUUACCAAUUCAGACUUUGUUCAGAACUGCUGUAAACGUGCUCUGCUUUGCAGUAGUUGCCAUCAUCAUUAUCUUUACAUAUGUAAGAAUCCUCCUGGAAACUCGAAAGAUGAGACAGGACAAGGUGUCUGUGAGUAAAGCGACACACACUGUGCUGCUACAUGGCUUUCAGCUGCUGCUGUGCAUGUUGGCCUUCACUAUGCCCAUCACUGAAAUGCUCAUAGUUAUUAUUGUUGACUGGCUACCAGAUUACAUUGCUUUUUUAAAUUACUGCUGUUUUGUUCUAAUCCCACGUUUUCUUAGUCCACUCAUCUAUGGCUUUAGAGACCAGAGUCUGAGGAGCUACAUUGGUAAAACAAUUCUCUGCUGCUCCAGCAAAGUCGAAUGCAGUGUCAGAGGUCAAAUCAAAGACAACUUCUUUCCUUCCUGA
Messenger RNA from Betta splendens (Siamese fighting fish), 1198 nucleotides. Its product is annotated as odorant receptor 131-2-like. NCBI's taxonomy places the organism in Eukaryota, Metazoa, Chordata, Actinopteri, Anabantiformes, Osphronemidae. The record is from RefSeq and is a predicted model, not a curated record. Gene Ontology annotation, biological process: G protein-coupled receptor signaling pathway. Gene Ontology annotation, molecular function: G protein-coupled receptor activity. Gene Ontology annotation, cellular component: membrane. The transcript has a single exon. The coding region runs from base 137 to 1198 and encodes 353 amino acids.